Aspergillus ruber CBS 135680 is the source of this 457-nucleotide messenger RNA. RefSeq lists its product as uncharacterized. Bases 197 to 406 code for a protein of 69 amino acids. The transcript has a single exon. NCBI's taxonomy places the organism in Eukaryota, Fungi, Ascomycota, Eurotiomycetes, Eurotiales, Aspergillaceae. The record is from RefSeq and is a predicted model, not a curated record.
AAAAAAAAAAAACCAUCUAUCAUAAGGCCUAUAUAUACACAAUCUGGUGGCCAUCAAUCUAGCUACGAAAAGAAACCAUUGCAAAAGAAGUUCAAAGAGACAAAGAAUACAAAGUGCAUAAUGCAUGUAUGCAUUGGCUGUACUGAAAGAAUGCUGGUUGCAUAGCCGUAGUCCCCUGAUCAUUUCAUCUCUCAAAAUGUCUUUGAACAAUUCACUCGAAUCAUUUGGUAUUUCUGCAAGUCUCUUUCUCAGGGACUAUGCAGGCAGCAUCCUUUACAAUGGCCACUGCAUACAUGCGUUAUGCGCUUUGUGCUCCUUUUAUCUCUAUGAACUUCUUUCGCAACGACCUUCCCUUUUGCGCUUAAUUGACGGCCGCCAGUUUGUGUAUAAAAAGGCCGUACAAUAGAUAAAUAUCUAGAAUCAGAGUUCUUCCUCGAUUCGUUUUGAAUAGUGCCUA